Molecule: messenger RNA, 9960 nt
Organism: Coregonus sp. 'balchen'
Lineage: Eukaryota; Metazoa; Chordata; Actinopteri; Salmoniformes; Salmonidae
Source: the annotation of a GenBank genome assembly
GAGUGUGUGGAGGAGCUGGCUCAGUACCUGAAACCCCUGAGCAACAGCAGAGGUCAGUCAGACACCACCUCAUCCUGCUGACAGUAACAACCAUGGCUCAUGAAUUGUGAGACAAGCCUAUAUUCAUUUCUCAACGUAUCAUAUUCAAUAGCAACAGUUUCAACCACUCUCCCUUUUUAGCAACUCACAAUCAUCAUUCUAGUCUAGUGCACUCAUUCUCUUCACUCUCGCUUAUCUUGCUUUAACAGGCAUCAUCUUGAAUGGUGCUUCUUCUCUCUCCUCCUCCUCACACCUGCACCUGCACUCUUUCCAUUUCCUCUCCACCUUAUCCAUUUGCUUUGAUACAUGUGUGUUUUGCUGUUCCACAGUCCCCCCCUUAUUGUUCACACUGGUUGUAAGUUGCUAUGGAUAGUGUCAACCCUAGCCUUUCUCGCUCGCUCUCUCACUUUUCCUCCUCUCCUCUCCUCCAGGUGUGGGGUUGAGCACCAGCAGUGCCCAGAGUUCUCUGAGUCGGCCCAUGCAGAGGAAGCUGGUGACCCUGGUGCACUGUCAGCUGGUGGAGGAGGAGGGCCGGGUGAGGGCUACGCGGGCGGCCAGGUCUUUGGGGGAGCGCACCGUCACUGAGCUCAUUCUGCAGCACCAGAACCCGCAGCAGCUCUCCUCAAACCUGUGGGCUGCAGUCAGGGCAAGGGGCUGCCAGUUUCUCGGCCCAGGUACCACACAUACAACAGCAAAGUGCACGUCCAUGAGGAUCUGUCUUUCUCAGCCAUCUAUUUUCUGUGUUUAUGGGGUGCAAAAUCCAUUUGUCACUUAAAUCUCGCUGGAUUGAUUCCUUUCAUUUUACUCCUGUGACUCUUUCGUACUCUUGCUUGUGCCUGUCGUUUUCCCCCCGUUAACGUUACGACCGCAGAAAUGUUUGUAUUGACCUGUCAAACACACCCCGGUAAUGGCUAAAAUGGGUUCAAAGGAAUACAUUGUCUUUCCGUUGCAUCUUUAACAAUGCUAAAGCUUCGUUAGGGAUUUAACGCAUCGUCUUGACACUUGCAUCACAAGAAAUAGGAUCACUUUAUUUUGAUGGGUGUUUACUAAUUAGAUGCGCUGAAAUGAAAGCAACUUCCGAAAAUGAACACUGGGAUUAUAGUGAUUAUUAUGUCUGAUCUCAACUAUAAUGUAAAGUAUUUAUAGAGGUGUAAUCUAGAGCCAAGCAUGUAGAUUUCUUUAUCCGAAAGUAUCCUGCUAUUGACUCACUUGUUGAAUUAUGCAACAGAACGUGACAGCGACAGUAAUUAAUGAGGCAGUCUAGACAGCGCAGUUGACUGCAGGUAGGCUUAGACAGAGCAAGUGUUUUGGUGGUUGGAGCCCUGUCCCACCCCGUUAUGUUAAUUGUUUUAUUUAUGCAAGUUAGGCACAUAUCAUUUUCUUUAUUUUAACACAAAAAUAUAUAUAAUAAGUCUGGGCCCAAAUGACAACAUGUCAAUGUUUCAAUUGCAUCCGUCCUGAACGACUGAGAAAAUGAAUGCCAUCUGAGGAAAAAUGGCAAGCAUGUGUUGUGCUGUCUGUUGUAGCGAUGCAGGAGGAGGCUCUGAAGCUGGUGCUCUUGGCUCUGGAGGACGGCUCCGCUCUGUCCAGGAAGGUCCUGGUGCUGUUUGUGGUCCAGAGGUUAGAGCCACGCUUCCCCCAGGCCUCCAAGACUAGCAUAGGCCACGUGGUGCAGCUCCUUUACAGGGCUUCCUGCUUCAAGGUAGGUCUGACACUACCUACACCCAUACAAACAUACACAUGGCCGUGACCCGACUCUCCGACGGUGUCUAGAGGAGAGUUGGGAUUUUCAAUUCACACAUGCGUAUUAAUAAUAUAAUAUAAUAAUAUGCCAUUUAGCAGACGCUUUUAUCCUAAGCGACUUACAGUCAUGUGUGCAUACAUUUUUAUGUAUGGGUGGUCCCGGGGAUCGAACCCGCUACCCUGGCGUUACAAGCGCCGUGCUCUACCAGCUGAGCUACAGAGGACUACAUUGAGCUACAGAGGACCACGAUGGACAAAUAUAAGCACCCACCAAAUUGUUAAUUAUUAUUACACGUUUCUAAGACCAGCAUAGGUUAUGCGAUGCAGCUCCUUUACAGAGCCUGCUGCUUUAGGGCACGCAACUGAAAGUGUUUUAAAACAUUUUGCAACAGAAAUGAAAAUGGGAGGUAGUCCCUCCUCCCAGUCCCUUUCAGUGCAUUUUCUUCAUAUCAGUCUAAUGAACACAACCCAGAUGUAUCUGCCCUGAUGUUGUCCUGUCUGUCACCCCGUGUCUUCAGGUGACCAAGCGUGACGAGGACUCGUCCCUGAUGCAGUUGAAGGAGGACUUCUGGACGUACGAGGCGCUGAGGCGCGAACACGACUCCCAGAUCGUCCAGAUCGCAAUGGAGGGGGGCCUCCGCAUCGCCCCUGACCAGUGGUCUUCCCUGCUCUACGGGGACCAGUCGCACAAGUCCCACAUGCAGUCCAUCAUUGACAAGGUGUGUAGGAGGUGUGUGUGUGAUGGACGACAUAUUUAUUUUGAUAUAACAUGACUUAGCCCUGGAGUGGUGUUGCUGUGUAUUGAACCGGAAUUGUGUGUGUGUCAGUUGCAGACGCCAGCGUCGUUUGCUCAGAGCGUUCAGGAGUUGACCAUCGCCCUGCAGAGGACGGGCGACCCGGCCAACCUGAACCGCCUGCGACCACACCUGGAGCUGCUAGCCAACAUCGACCCCAGCCCAGGUUGCUCCAUUUACAUCACACUACUACCCUUUUCACACUAUCGUGCCGACCCGGACAAAACUGUGCUGGCUCUGAUAUUUUCUUUUCACAUUGUCAGCUCAGUACAGCUUUGUUUGGCUUGGUUCAGCUCAGCAGUGUGAGAAGCCCUCAAUACUCUCACUUUAGAAGUGUAGAGUAAGUUGUAUACCUUUUUUAGAUCAGUAAAAGGAAUGCGUUUUUAAAUGUAAGCAACACUGUGCCGUACAUUCACAUGCCUGUUAGACCCUGUCCCCAGUGCUCUUCCAGGUAUAACACAUCUGACUGAAAAAUACCCCGUCUUGUCCUCCAUCUUAGACUCCCCUCCCCCCACGUGGGAGCUGCUGGACACGGGCUUGGUGGCAGUGAAGACCGUGGUACACGGCCUGGUGGACUUCAUCCAGAACCACAGCAAGAAGGGGAGCGAUCCGCAACAGGUCUGAAUCUAGAAACUCAUACCUCAAAAUAAGAUCUAAAUCAAUAGAACAGGUCUGAAAUGAUGGGUAAUGAUAGGGUCGUGUUCAUUAGGGCACAAAACGUCAUUUUGCAACAGAAAACGAAAAUGUGCAUUUCUUAUAAAACUAACUGGAGGCAGUCCCUCCCUGUUUCAGUCAAUUUUCUUCUGUUUGCUGCCUGAUGAACACGACCCAUGUUUGAAUCUGGAAUGAAACUAGUAAUAGCCGUCUGGUUGUCUGCGGGUUUGUGACCAUAACAGUAACGAUAACAUAUAUUUUGGCUUGUGAAUUUUUACGUGGCCUGUGGUGUCCCCUCCCCAGCCGCCCCAGCACAGUAAAUACAAGACAUACAUGUGUCGGGACAUGAAGCAGAAGGGGGGCUGUCCUCGAGGAGCCAGCUGCACCUUCGCUCACUCUCAGGACGAGCUAGAGAAGUGAGUACAACUCUCCACCCUGAGACACUCCCAAUUUUACUUAACGGUCAAUUAUGUAUUGAUGUUUGGCGGAAAGUUCAAUUCAGCACUGCUAGUGUGACAGCAAUCAUUAGGGCAGACACUGGUGUUAAAACCUCUUUCACUAACCACGUCUUUUUCCUCCUUUCUGAAGGUACCGUAAGAUGAACAAGCGGCUGGCUGCCCGCCGGCCCCUCAGCCUAUCCCUGACGCAGCUGAACGAGGUCGGCCUAUUGCCUGAGGAGGUGGGGAUGCUGGAGGGGCUGGCCCACAAGGGCCUGACGAAUGGCAUGGUGACGUCGGUCACAGGCUCCGCCCUGCCCCAGCUCAUCUCCCGCGGCGCCGACCCCUCCUAUGAGCCCAUGAUGCGGAAGCCCCAGUCCCAGGGAAGCCUCAGUGCCCCCAGCUCUCCUCCAGACUUGUGAGUAGAUGGACACACAGCAUCUGUCAUACACACACACGCACACACACACUGAAAUCCUCUAUGGCUUUCUCAGACUGGACCCUGUGCCCAAUCGGGCCAUGGCCCACCCCAGGAUGGCAGCGGACCACUUGGCCAUGCACAAGCAGAUGCCCAGGAGGCCCCCCAUGUACCCCCCUCAGCAGGGAGAACUCUUCUACCCCCCUGAGCCCAGGACACCUCCAUCAGCCCUGCAGUAUGAGUCCUCCCAGUACCCCCCAGGUAAGGCAGCACAAACUAUACUUUGUUCUGUGAUUUCCUUUUUUUUGUAUACAUCUAUGUAUCUCGAGCUUAUGACUCAACAGCUGAUUUUAAAAACUGUUUCUCUCUGGGAGCAAUUGGACUUGUAAAUCUCCAAGUCGUGUGGUUUCAUUGUGCUUAUCUAACACCAAUCAUGUUGUCACUAUUCUGUGUCCUGUCAGGUAACCCCCCCUACCCCUACCAGCCCUCCCAGUACCCUCCCCAGCCUCGCUACAUCCGGAACCCCCCUCCCCCCAAUGACCCGGCCUUGCCCCCGUACCCCGAGCCCCCCUACCCCGGCACCUACCCCCAGGAGCGCCAGUGUCCUCCUCCCCCCCAGCCCUCGGGUCCCCACUUCUCCAACGCCAACCCCCAUGGGUAUCCGCCUCCCCCGCAUUACGACGGCCGUCGACACCCCGCCUACCCCCCGCCACCACCACAGUCCUAUCCCCACCGGGAGGACCCCUCCUCCAUGCCUGCGGAUGAGGCCUCCAGAGAAAGAUACCCUCCUGAGGGGUACCACCCCCCUGGCCCCCACCCCAGCCACAUGAGGCCCUACACCCCCAGGGUAAGAACAAGUCUGCAGUACGAGGCUCUUCUAAAUGACAGUAUACAUUACUAUGCCACCUAUGCAAUUACUUUUUAGUAGUUCAGUCAUCAGCCUUAUCCAGAUUGAGUAAUGACCAUAUUCAGCCAAUUAUCAUAGUGUCCAGGAUAAAUCCACUUAAAAAAUGUAUUUCCAUCACUGCAAAAGUGCACUACAGUAAAGGUGUCCACGUCCUGUUGUACAGGAGGCUUACAGCCGGCCCCAGCCCACUCCCAGUCUGGACUACUUGCACCGCCGGCGCCAGGAGAUCAUGGCCCAGCUGGAGGACAGGAAGCAGGUCACUCCACCACCCUUCGCCCCCUCGCCCACGCUGCCACACCACUACGAGUCCAACUACACACAGGAGGUAAGAGGGAACACUGGGCUGCUGUCUAUGGUAAUAUUCAAUGGUAGCACCUCACCCCACGUGCUGCCACAGCUGUUAGUUACUUCAAAGAAUAGGUUGCUUAAAAAUACUGUGUGUGUGUGUCACAGCAACAGCAGUACAUGGAGAACUCACAAGCGUUCUCAAAGUAUCGUGAGCCAGACUACGCUAGCCAGUACUCUCCUUGGUCAUGUGACACUAUCGGCUCCUACAUUGGCAGCAAGGAGGGGAAGUCCAAAAACAACAUAGAGAUGAUGGUGAGUCUCAUUAAUCAAUGUCCUGUUUGUUUGGUGUAAAGCUUGACCGCUUUUUAAAAGUUCCAAAUCGGAAUAUCUAAAGAUCAAAACAUUUUCCAAAGCUCAAUCUCUUGCAAUAGGUCAAACAUCUGUUUACAUUUUUUUCUUUGACAGAUGUUUCCUUUUUAAACCUUGUUGACUGAUCAAAGGUCACUUUCACCUUGUUGACUGAUCAAAGGUCACUAGAAGUCACUAGAAGUCCUGAGAUUUAUCGAGAACACGGUUAAACUCAACAAAUAGUUUUUCAACCACUGUUUCCAUUUUCACUGGAGUGGGUCUGUAGUUUCUCUAUGCAACAUUAUAUAAUGCCAUAACUAAUUCCACUGUUUGUGGUCUCUAUGGGUGUUGUAGAACACUGAGGGGAAAGGUGUGGAAGGCAGGCGCAGGGCUGCUGAGGCCAGAGACGACGACCCUAUCAUCCCCUUCGGCUCCCUGCCCACCGUGUCACGCUUCGGGGUGAUCUCCCGCACCCCCAAGACUGGCUACUUGACUGCCGGGCCGGGGCAGGCCAUGACCCCCUCACAGGGAACCAAUAGCCCCAAACACGGCGCUGCAACAGGUACAGGGAGAACUCGCACACCUUUUGGGUUUUGCUCCGUUCACUGCAUUUCGCAGUCUGACUGGCUCUUGUUGUCCCCCACAGCGGACUACCACUAUGGGAAGGGUGCAGGGUGGGGUGCUGCCCCUUACAGCCAGCCCCCUCAGGCCCACCUCAGUGAACGGCCAGUCAAGGAGAGGGAGCAGCUGACGAUGGAGCUCCAGCAGGUCAAUCAGCAGAUCAACAAGCAGACUGCCCAGGCGGACCAGCCCAGCCCGGAGGAGUGGUCGUCGGGGAGUGUCUCCAGCCAACAGCUGAGCCUGGAGCUCCACCGUGUGGAGAGGGAGAUCGGCAAGAGGACCCGCCAGAUAGCCCUGGUGAGAGAGAGCAGCACAGAGAUGGACAAAUAGAGAUGGAGAGCGACAGGCAGGAGAGGGAGAAAUACACACACAGCCUGCUUUGAUCUCUAAAAUGGCUUUGUGAACAGGAGCAGGGCUGAAGGAGCCCUCGGCUAAUGUCACUGCUACUGCUAUCUCACUUGUAAAACAUGAAAGAGUAAAACACAACCGAGCCCAACAAGUGCAUCUUGAAAGCUUUUCUGAGACAAUCUUGAUGUAGACUCCAAAGCGUACAAGCUUUCACUCUCCCAGUCACUAUUGUGGUGAACUGACAGUGGUGCCAUUGUCCCCUUGCAGGAGCACCUUGUGUGUCAUGAUGGGAGUGGGGCGUACAAGCUGAAGCCCACUGAGAACGGGCAGAGAGCGGAGCACUCGUUGGUCCUCAGGUAAACGGCACACAGCAAGACUAGUAGUAGCUCAUCUCAACUGCUGUGCCAUAAGGAAUCGUUAAGGUUGCUCCAUAAUUCUCCCUUAAAAACACCUAGAAAAUAUCUAAGAUGAGAAAUUCUGUCUUAGAAAUCACCCAAAUUUUCUCACAUUGGUUUGAAAUGGCUUUUGAAAUAUUAGAAGUUACAAACUACAGCCAUUUGAUGCUGUAAAAUACAGUGGCUUUUGCGAAAGUAUUCACCCCCUUGGCAUUUUUCCUAUUUUGUUGCCUUACAACCUGGAAUUAAAAUGGAUUAUUGGGGGGUUUGUAUAUUUUGAUUUACACAACAUGCCUACCACUUUGAAGAUGCAAAAUAUUUUUUAUUGUGAAACAAACAAGAAAUAAGACAAAAAAAACGAAAAUCAAAUAUCUGGAAGACUGAAACAGGUUUCCCUCAAGAAUUUCCCUGUAUUUAGCGCCAUCCAUCAUUCCUUCAAUUCUGACCAGUUUCCCAGUCCCUGCCGAUGAAAAACAUCCCCACAGCAUGAUGCUGCCACCACCAUGCUUCACUGUGGGGAUGGUGUUCUUGGGGUGAUGAGAGGUGUUGGGUUUGCGCCAGACAUAGCGUUUUCCUUGAUGGCCAAAAAGCUAAAUUUUAGUCUCAUCUGACCAGAGUACCUUCUUCCAUAUGUUUGGGGAGUCUCCCACAUGCCUUUUGGCGAACACCAAACAUGUUUGCUUAUUUUUUUCUUUAAGCAAUGGCUUUUUUCUGGCCACCCUUCCGUAAAGCCCAGCUCUGUGGAGUGUACGGUUUAAAGUAGUCCUAUGGACCGAUACUCCAAUCUCCGCUGUGGAGCUUUGCAGCUCCUUCAGGGUUAUAUUUGGUCUCUUUGUUGCCUUUCUGAUUAAUGCCCUCCUUUCCUGGUCUGUGAGUUUUGGUGGGCGGCCCUCUCUUGGCAGGUUUGUUGUAGUGUCAUAUUCUUUCCAUUUUUUUAUAAUGGAUUUAAUGGUGCUCCGUGGGAUGUUUUAAAGUUUCUGAUAAAAAAUUGUAUAACCCAACCCUGAUCUGUACUUCUCCACAACUUUGUCCCUGACCUGUUUAGAGAGCUCCUUGGUCUUCAUGGUGCCGCUUGCUUGGUGGUGCCCCUUGCUUAGUGGUGUUGCAGACUCUGGGGCCUUUCAGAACAUGUGUACAUAUACUGAGAUCAUGUGACACUUAGAUUGCACACAGGUGGACUUUAUUUAACUAAUUAUGUGACUUCUGAAGGUAAUUGGUUGCACCAGAUCUUAUUUAGCGGCUUCAUAGCAAAGGGGGUGAAUACAUAUGCACGCACCACUUUUCUGUUAUUUAUUUUUUAGAUUUUUUUUUAACAAGUAAUUUUUUUCAUUUCACUUCACCAAUUUGGACUAUUUUGUGUAUGUCCAUUACAUGAAUUCCAAAUAAAAAUCAAUUUAAAUAACAGGUUGUAAUGCAACAAAAUAGGAAAAACGCCAAGGGUGAUGAAUACUUUUGCAAGGCACUGUACACUACAUGACCAAAAGUAUGUGUACACCUGCUUGUCGAACAUUCCAAAAUCAUGGGCAUUAGUAUGGAGUUGGUCCCCACUUUGCUGCUCUAACAGCCUCCACACUUCUGGGAAGGCUUUCCACUAGAUGUUGGAACAUUGCUGCGGUGACUUGCUUCCAUUCAGCCACGAGCAUUAGUGACGUCGGGCACUGAUGUUGGGCGAAUAGGCCUGGCUCGCAGUCGGCGUUCCAAUUCAUUCCAAAGGUGUUUGAUGGAGUUGAGAUCAGGGCUCUGUGCAGGCCAGUCAAGUUCUUCCACACCUAUCUCGACAAACCAUUUCAGUAUGGACCUCGCUUUGUGCACGAGGGCAUUGUCAUGCUGAAACAGGAAAGGGCCUUCCCCAAACUGUUGCCACAAAGUUGGAAGCACAGAAUUGUUCAAUGGCGCAGAGAUUUACACCACUCCAGCCUACGCUUAGCAUUGCGCAUGGUGAUCUUAGGCUUGUGUGUGGCUGCUCGGCCAUGGAAACCCAUUUCAUGAAGCUCCCGACGAACAGUUAUUGUGCUGACGUUGCUUCUAGAGGCAGUUUAGAACUCAGUAGUGAGUAUUGCAACCGAGGACAGACCAUUUCUACACUCUAUGCACUUCAGCACUCGGCGGUCUCGUUCUGUGAGCUUGUGUGGCCUACCAUUUCGCGGCUGAGCUGUUGUUGCUCCUAGACGUUUCCACUUCACAAUAACAGCACUUACAGUUGACCGGGGCAGCUCUAGCAGGGCAGAAAUUGGAUGAACUGACUUGUUGGAAAGGUAGCAUCCUAUGACGGUGCCACGUUGAAAGUCACUGAGCUCUUCAGUAAGGCCAUUCUACUGACAAUGUUUGUCUAUGGAGAUUGCAUGGCUGUGUGCUCAAUUUUAUACACCUGUCAGCAACGGAUGUGGCUGAAAUAGCCGAAUCCACUAACUUGAAGGGGUGUCCACAUACUUUUGUAUAUAUAGUGUAUAUGGUUGCACAAAGGACCGGGAAAAACAAUAGAAGGAACGCGGGAAAAUAAGUGCGAUCCGCUUUUCACCAAAGCCUCUCUUGUAAUCAACGAAACGCACUCAAGAUUUGGUUCUGGGAGACGAAAUUACUGCAGUGAUGGAUUCACUGUCAGUACCACUGUCAGUGAGAUGCUAUUUGCACUGUUCUCAAUGUCAAUGGCUUAACUACACCAGUGAGAUGGUACUUGCACUGUUCCCAUUGUCAAUGGCUUAACUAACAAGUCAUUAUGUAAUUCAUGGAGAAUGAUUUUAAAAAUGAUGUAGAAUAAUACAAAAUGUUUGAUUCAUUGUUUUUUUUUUUGUUUCUUUCUGUCUCUGUCUGACCUUUCGUUCUCUGCAGUGAGGGCUGUAACGGUUCCAGUGGUGUGCUGCAGGGCGGCAGUGUGGCCAGCGGCGGUUUGUCCCUCAGCCUGUCCACAGACCUCCCCACCACCGGGGGCACUGACCGAAAGACGAACGGCGUGGUCCACCUCUGCUCC